Molecule: messenger RNA, 828 nt
Organism: Diaporthe citri
Lineage: Eukaryota; Fungi; Ascomycota; Sordariomycetes; Diaporthales; Diaporthaceae
Exons: 3
Coding region: 1-828 (275 amino acids)
Source: RefSeq, a predicted model, not a curated record
AUGACGGAAACUCCAUCUAUUAUGGCCAUCGAGCGUCCUACGCUCCUGGCAGAAUCCCGGGCACAAGGUCGAUAUUGCGUCUUCUUCGGCGACGAUGAAUCCCAGUUUCACGUCUAUCUUGUCUGCCCAGGCAACGGGGUUUACCGCUUCAAACUUGUCAAGCUACACGUCAAGUUGUCAGCCCAGUUUCCUGAGGAUCCCCCGAAAGUCAGGUUUCUUCCCACCACACGGCAUCAGAUCCACCCUGCUUUCUUCGUCAGCGGAAGGUUGUGCCUCAGUCUCCUGGGAGACUUCGGCCACGAAAAUUGGAAGCACCAUGUUAAGAAUUCUGAGCCUGGAUGGAUUUGCAAUGACAUGCUCCUGCACAUAUGGGAGCUACUGGACGACAAGCCGUUCAGGCGCGAGCCCUGGCGCGAAGAUAGGCCCGAACUCAAUCACUUUGUGCAAUACGUCACGUGGGAUGCCCUGCUCCUCAGGUACAUAGCCAGCGAGACGCAGGUCGAGGCCUUGGCCUGGCUUAGGGAACACGUCCGAGUACACGGCGUGGAAAUGCUAAAUGAGCUGUUGAGGCAGCGAGCUGCGUAUCCCGGCCGAAAGUAUUUCAUCAAUCCGUCCAACCAAAGAAUCCCAGCAGACUACCUGGCCCUGGUCAAGGAGCUAGGAGAGGUGGUCUCGAGGGCCCGGCUACCCCCACGGUCGUUGUCACCUCCCGCAGGAGUUGUCAGCAGCGACCUUGAGGAGAUUGACGAGGCUGCCUGGACGUGGGCUGGCCGAGUGUCGCUGAAAUGGACUCUGGCGUUCUCAGGGCAUCCUCACCAACACUUUUAG